AAAGAAUGAAGAAGAAGCGGGAAAAUGAGUGUAGUACGGAAAAUAACGAUGAUGAUGAUGAUGACGAUUUAGCAUCAAAUCUAUAAACCCACCCCCAAGGGUUUUACCCAUCCAUCUUCCACCUUCAAACAUGGCUCGUUUCUCGAAAUGCUCCUUACAGCGCCUCCGCUACUACUACACCUCCACCACUUCUCAUUCUUCCCACCCCACUCACUUCUCACCGGCGCGGCUGCGCAAUGUCUGGAUUUCGGGGCUUCUGGACCCUUCUAAGGUGACUCUCACAUUGAGGGAGAUGCUUUAUUCGGGUCAUGUCGAUUUGAUGGAGGAUGCUAGAAAGGAUAUUAUUAAGCGUGAUAAGGAGCAUGAGUCUUAUAUUAAACAAGAGUCAUGGGUCAGUGAAGUUCGUGCCUUGAAAAAACAACCAGGUAGCUUUACCCAUCUCAAAUGGCUCAUUAAUGCUCCCACUGCAGAUUCUAUCACUGCUGAUCUCACUUUCUUCAACUGGAGGAAACAUAAGAUGAGCAUAAUGGACACAACUAAUUGUUUUGAUUUCACCUCUGAAGUUAAGAAUGCUCUGGGUGCCUUUGACAGUGCUGUUCUUGUUCUUUCUAGCGUUGAUGGGGUGCAGGACCAGUCCAUUGCUGUGGAUAAGCAAAUGAUAACAUAUCAACUUCCAAGACUUGUAUUCGUCAAUGAUCUUGACCAAAAGGGAGCAAAUCCGUGGCAAGUUUUAAAUCAGGCAAGAUCGAAACUUCAACAUCAUUGUGCUGCAGUCCAAGUUCCAAUAGGCUUGGAAUAUAAUUUUAAGGGACUUGUUGAUCUCGUGCAGUUAAAGGCCUACUUUUUUCAUGAUUCAAAUGGAAAAAAGGUUGUCGUUGAAGAAGUUCCCACAUAUAUGGAAGCCUUGGUGUCAGAAAAAAGGCAUGAACUCAUAAAAACUGUGUCCGAGGUGGACGGUAAACUUGCUGAAGCUUUUUGCAUUGGCAAGCCCAUAUCAGCUGCUGAUCUUAAGGAAGCAGUUCGUCGGGCCACCAUAGCACGGAAAUUUAUACCAUUUCUCAUGGGCAGUGCAUUCAAAUAUAAGGGGCUACAAUUACUUUUGGAUGGUCUACUUAAUUAUUUGCCGUGUCCAACUGAAGCUAGUAAUUCUGCUAUCAUACAAUCAAACAAUGAGGAAAAGGAUACACUUGUGGCAUUGGCUUUCACAUUGAAGAGGAAGUACGAUGCAAUAACAUAUUUAAGAAUCUAUGAUGGUGCCAUCCGUAAAGGAGAAUUUAUUACGAACGUUAAUACUGGCAAGACGUUCAAGGUUCCUCAUUUCUUUGAGGCAGUGCAAAAGGAUAAGAUGGGGGUUCCUCAUUCGAUUGAGGCGAGAGAGGAUGAGACUAAGGUUCCUUAUACGACUGAGCCGCGGAAGGAUGACUUGGGGGCUCCUUGUUUGUUUUGGGUGCGUAAUGAUGAGGUGUUUGGAGUGGCACAUGCUGGAGAAAUCGUCGCUGUACAUGAUGUUAUUAAUGCAGCAGGCGAUACUUUUACUGAUGGAUUAGUAAGAUAUAGAAAGGCUUCUGUUGAUGUUUCUGAGUUGGUUUCAAGAGUUUCUGGAGUGCAAGUUUCGAAAGUUUAGCAGACUCGAAGUUUCAGUAAUGUCACUCUUUUGAUAGGCCUCCUUGGUGGACAACUCUUUUGAUUAUGUAUAUGUUGAGGUGGUGUAUUUGCCACUAUUUGGGAGUUUACAAAUGUUUUAUUUUGAGUUGUACAUAUAUCUAGAUAUGUCAUUUUCAGAAUCUGAUUGAUGAUACAUUUAUUUAAACAAGAUUCUAAUUUUGGAAACGUUGA
Messenger RNA from Medicago truncatula (barrel medic), 1836 nucleotides. Its product is annotated as elongation factor G-2, mitochondrial. Lineage: Eukaryota; Viridiplantae; Streptophyta; Magnoliopsida; Fabales; Fabaceae. Gene Ontology annotation, molecular function: translation elongation factor activity; GTP binding; GTPase activity. The transcript is spliced from 15 exons. Gene Ontology annotation, biological process: mitochondrial translational elongation. The record is from RefSeq and is a predicted model, not a curated record. Bases 131 to 1624 code for a protein of 497 amino acids. Gene Ontology annotation, cellular component: mitochondrion.